Adelges cooleyi (spruce gall adelgid) is the source of this 831-nucleotide messenger RNA. RefSeq names its product ubiquitin-fold modifier-conjugating enzyme 1 (gene Ufc1). Gene Ontology annotation, biological process: protein K69-linked ufmylation. The coding region runs from base 158 to 655 and encodes 165 amino acids. Gene Ontology annotation, molecular function: UFM1 conjugating enzyme activity. Gene Ontology annotation, cellular component: cytoplasm. NCBI's taxonomy places the organism in Eukaryota, Metazoa, Arthropoda, Insecta, Hemiptera, Adelgidae. The record is from RefSeq and is a predicted model, not a curated record. The transcript has 4 exons.
CUUUAUUUACAAAUAGCCAAUAAUUAUGAAAUAUAAAUUAUUUCUGGUAUGAUGUUGUUUUAAAUUGUAUAAGUUAGCUAUUAACUAUUAUCGUUAAACGUAAAAGUAAUUUGUAUAAUAUUAUUAUAGUUUUAGUGGUAGUCGAAUUAAAUGAAAAAUGGAUAAAACGAAACAGACGGUAAAGUCUAUACCGUUAUUGAAAACUAAAGCGGGUCCUCGUGAUGUCGAUUUAUGGCCACAAAGACUGAAAGAAGAAUACCAGUCGCUAAUCCAAUAUGUUCAAAAUAAUAAAGCAGCCGACAACGAUUGGUUUCGCUUAGAGUCGAACAAAGAGGGCACCAAAUGGUUCGGAAAGUGCUGGGUAUUUCACAACCAGCUGAAGUAUGAAUUCGAUAUAGAGUUUGACAUUCCCGUAACGUUUCCAAUGACAGCUCCUGAAAUUGCGCUGCCUGAGUUGGAUGGUAAAACUGCUAAAAUGUAUAGAGGAGGGAAGAUAUGCUUGUCCGACCAUUUCAAACCACUGUGGGCAAGAAAUGUACCUAAGUUUGGCAUAUCUCACGCAUUAGCUCUCGGUUUGGGACCGUGGUUAGCAGUUGAAAUCCCCGAGUUAAUACAAAGAGGAGUAGUGGAAUAUAAAGAAAAAGACGAAAAGUAAAAAGUAAUGGAAUUGUUUUCAAGAAAAUGUUGCGUAUAAAUUUUAACUGAUAAUUGUUGUGAAAAUGUUAUUAUUGUAAAUUUUAUAGUUUAUACCGUGUAAACUAUUUAAUGUUUAUAUGUAUACUUAAAUGUAAAAUUUUAAAAAUGAAGUGGGCUUAUGCAAAAUUAAAUAAU